Messenger RNA from Struthio camelus australis, 1749 nucleotides. NCBI's taxonomy places the organism in Eukaryota, Metazoa, Chordata, Aves, Struthioniformes, Struthionidae. The record is from RefSeq and is a predicted model, not a curated record.
AUGAGGGCUGCUACCUCGGCCUCUUCAGGACUGCUGAGUCAAGAACCAGGUCAUAAAGGGAUGCCAUCUUAUGACUUUUGUAAGGUACACCUCGUUUUGGAGGACUUGCGCUAUGUUUCAGCCUCUGAAAGCUUGGAGUUGUGUUACAACUUUAACAUCAUUUUUGAUGAAUCUGUUUCAUGGCAACUUAGUUUGCUGUGGAAAAGCCAUUGUGUUCCCAGUCUUUGUUUGUUUGUUUGUUUGUGUGUUUUCUCCACAUACAAGAAUCUGCUGGAGGCUGGUGCUCAUGAUACUGAACGGCUCUAUACGGUGGUGUUCCAAGAAAUCUGUGGGCGCUUUGGAAAGACCUAUACCUGGGAUGUGAAAUCUUUGGUCAUGGGUAAAAAAGCCCUAGAAGGGGCACAGAUUAUUCGAGAUGUUCUAGAUCUUCCAAUAACCAAAGAAGAGUUAUUAUGUGAAAGCAAAAUGAAGCAGGAGAAAAUAUUCCAUACUGCUGAAUUGAUGCCAGGGGUUGAUAAGCUGAUCCGACAUUUACACAAACACAGCAUACCCAUGGCUGUUGCCACUAGCUCAGCUGAAGUGACAUUUCAGAUGAAAACAGCUAGACACAAAGAUUUCUUUGGUCUUUUUCAUCACAUUGUGUUGGGAGAUGACCCUGAGGUGAAGCAUGGCAAGCCACAGCCUGAUGCAUUUGUAGUUUGUGCAAAGAGGUUUGACCCGCCUGCGCCUCCGGAGACGUGCCUUGUGUUUGAAGAUUCACCACUUGGAGUCAAAGGAGCACUGAAAAAAAAAGGAAUGCAAGUGGUUAUGAUUCCAGAUGAAAAUUUAAAUCCAGAUCUUAAAAAGGAAGCAACUCUGGUGCUGAACUCUAUGGAGGACUUCAGACCAGAACUGUUUGGUUUACCGGCAUAUGAUUAAUGCCUCAAGUCUAUGAACUUGCACUUGACUGGAGAUCGGGAAAGUGGAAUGAAAUCUUGUUAAGAUGUUAUGAUUGUUUUGCACCUUUCCCUCCAUUCCUCAAAACUAGAGCACAGAAAUCCUGUUAACACCAAGUCUUCCACACUGUACAAUUAAAGUUGAUUGGUAACAUUUAUCAAUUGUCAUCACGAUGCAUGCUAAGUUAAAGCAGUGUUUCUUCUUGUGAAGUGAAUCCAGCUUUGUUCUCUGCACGUCAUAAUGUUUUCUGGGAAUGCUAUGAAACUAUUUAGACAAUUUAUUGAAACUGCACUUGAAGCUUCCUGUUCUGUUUCCUCUUGAAUGCCUUGUUGUUUAGCUCUUAACCAGAAAUCUGUUCUGGGCUGGCUGUUGUCCCAUUACAUAGUUUUUGAUCCAGUUAUUGCUAUCAACAUGUUUAUCCACUUCCUCUUCCUAGACUUGCCCAUGUAUUCCCCCUUGUAUUCCCUUGUCAUUUUUUUGGCAAUUAUUCUCUUCGUUUGUUGUACUUGCUGUGUUUUCUUGUUUUAUUUUCUUGGGGGUUGAAUGAGAUAACUUCCAGAGGCCCCUUAAAACCUAUGUUAUUCUGUAAUUCUGUGAUUAUCUUUUUUGACCAUGGUGAAUGCCUGCUAGGAGCUAUGCAAGGUUGUGUGAUUCUACCCUUUAACCAGUGCUUUGCAUUCUUUCCUCUCUUUAUAUUCUUCUUGUUUUCCAUUUUGCUGUGUUGCCUUUCAUUCCUAGGAAAUGAAUCCAUCUUUUCUCCCUGUUUUCAUUCUGAUGAAGUUUCUGAUAAAGCUUUAACUCCUUGAUAUCUAA